AUGAAGUUGGUGGUAGCUCUAUCGCUGCUUCAGGUCUUACCCAUGGGAUUAGGUAAGAAGCAUGGUAGUUCUUUUGAUAGACGUUCGAGGAAUGCUAGACAUGGUGACCUCGCUGAGCGUCAAAUUGUCGAGACCAUCUAUGUGACCGAGACGAUCUGGGUAGACGCUACACCCACCGAGACCUCCACCUCCUCAAUCGAUGGUCAAUCUACAACUCCACUGGAAAUUGCCGCUUUGGCCUCUCCAUCCGAUUCGACGAUCCCCGAUGAAGACAGUAUCACCUCAACCACUUCCUCAGCCGUUGUAUCUGUCCAAACCGAAACCGGAAUAUAUGGGUUAUCUCAAGCUACGAAUCCUAUAGAUACAUUCGUUUCGUCCUCCUCCUCGACUGAAUCCGGUAUGACAUCUGAUUCAGCUUCCGUCUCCACUGUUUCAACCGACGCUCCUUCUACCUCUUCUGGUGCCGUCGAAGCUCAGGGAAUAACAAUUUCGGCAGGACUGAAUGGUGGUGGGAACCCCGUUAAAGGCAACUCCGAUAAAAAAGUUUUCGCCCAUUUCAUGAUUGGUAUAGUGUACGCCUAUACCUUGGAAUCAUGGUUAGAAGACAUCGAAUUGGCCAAAUCAAAAGGUAUAGAUGGAUUCGCCCUCAACAUCGGUCUAGACUCCUAUACGCAACCUCAGCUCGACCUCGCAUAUAAAGCAGCGGAGAUAUCUGGCGACUUCGUCUGUUUCAUCUCGUUCGAUUUCAAUUGGUAUACUGUCGAUAAUACUACGGGAGUAUCUGAGAUGAUGAAGAGGUAUAAUGAUCUACCCGCCCAAUUCAAAGUGGAUGGUAAACCUUUCGUAUCGAGUUUUAUAGGGGAUGGGUUCGAUUGGGCUGCAGUAGGAUCUGGAUGUGGUCAGGAGAUUUACGCUGUACCCUUCUGGGCGCCUACACAGGAGAAUGCCGAUAAUAAGGGAUUAAGCGGUUUGUUUUCUUGGACCGCAUGGGCAUCCAAAGAUAAUAGUCCAAUCGAUCAACCCCUCACGACAGUCCAAGACGAAGCUUAUAUAGAUGUUGUUGGAAAGGCCAACAAAGUUUACAUGGCACCGGUAUCUUCAUGGUUUUUUACUCAUUUCGGAAAAGAAGUAUCCUACUCUAAGAACUGGUUGUUCAAAUCUGAAAACUUAUGGAAAUAUCGAUGGGAUCAGAUCUUAGAGUUAGGAGACAAGUUGAAUUACUUAGAGAUGGUCACAUGGAACGAUUAUGGAGAAUCUCACAAUUUGAGAAAUUGGGGUGGUCUUCAUUCUGAUGAUGGUUGUUCCAAAUGGGCUCAAGGUUUAGAUCAUCUGCCGAUGUUGGAUCUUUCACUACCUUAUAUAAAAGCUUGGAAAUCUGGAUCGAAGACUCCCAUUGUAGAGAAGGAUCAGGUGUUUUAUUGGUAUAGGCCUCAUUUGAAAUCUGCUGAAUGUGAUUCGACUGAUAAUUAUGGAAGCAAACCUGAUGGAUGGGAUAUCGUCGCCGAUACUGUUUUCGUAACUACCAUGACCAAACUCGGAGGGACUAUAAAAGUAACUUCGGGAUCCAACCAACCAGUGUUGAAAUUGGUUAAACCGGGUGUACAAUCCGUCGAAAUUCCUAUGGCAGCAGGUAAACAGACAUUUGAAUUUUUCACUUUGACUGGUGGAUAUAAGAGAGGAGAGGCGACGGUAGAAGUCAGUGAUCAAUGUUGGAAACCCAUGACAAGUAAUUAUACUGCGAUAUAUAAUUACAAUUAUCAUUCAGGUGUCUUGAAUUGUUAA
Kwoniella mangroviensis CBS 8507 is the source of this 1782-nucleotide messenger RNA. RefSeq lists its product as uncharacterized. The transcript has 5 exons. The record is from RefSeq and is a predicted model, not a curated record. Lineage: Eukaryota; Fungi; Basidiomycota; Tremellomycetes; Tremellales; Cryptococcaceae. Gene Ontology annotation, molecular function: glucan endo-1,3-alpha-glucosidase activity. The coding region runs from base 1 to 1782 and encodes 593 amino acids.